UGACACAGGUGGGCCAUCCAUUUGCGUGUGUGGGUGAGUGGGUGAGACACAUUUCUGCUGACACCUCCGCACAAACGGUGUGAAGCAGGGAGAGAGCGAGAGGGAGAAAGAGAGAGAGAGAGAGAGAGAGAGAGAGAGAGAGAGAGCGAACGGCACAGAGAAAUGUAGGAACAGAAGAGACAGAACACAAAGAGGACAGACAGACCAGGAGAAGGCAGAAGAUAUAUUUGACUAUGUGGGUGUGUGGAGAGCCAAGACAUGCAUCAUAAUUGUGGAUCUGUCUUCAAGCAGCCGGACAAGUCACAGACACAGCAGGACACCAGUGGUUGAACAAAGUGUGGAGUCUAUUGUACUUGUAAUCACUGUGUGCGCAGACUUCAGAGGAGAGAGAGGCUUUGUUUUCCUCAGACAAAAUGGAAACGCUCUCUGUUGCGCUGUGUAAAAGAUUCAAUUAACCAGGAUUCAAAUCACUCCACGGGAUAAGAGAUGGCUGUUGGCUCUGUCAUCAUCUGCUUGGUAUCUCUGCUGAGCCAGGCUUCGGCCCAGGUCUCCCCUCCUCCUCCACGGGGGUGCAGCGUGGAUGUGGACCCUCCCUACAGAGUGCUGUGUGACCUGGAGGCCGUGUGGGGUGUGGUGCUGGAGGCAGUGGCCUGUUGUGGGGGACUUACCUCUCUGGUUGUCUCUGUCUUCAUGUUGGUCAAACUGCGCUCCAUAUCGGAUCCAGCUCGGCGCUCCGGCCUGGGCCCUCUCCUCCUCCUCCUGAUCACUCUCCUGGGGCUGUUCACCAUCUCCUUGGCCUUUCUGGUGGGGAAGAACCAGUGGCUGUGUGUGGUGCGCAGGGCCUUCUGGGGACCUCUCUUUGCCCUGUGCUUCUCGAGUCUGGUGGUGCAGGGGGUGAGGUUGCGGAGGCUUGUGGCUGGAAGGACAAGCCCCUCUGGCAGCACACUGGCAGCUCUGGGCCUGGCUCUGGCCUUGGUUCAAGGCAUCAUCUCUGCUGAGUGGGUUCUGCUGACGGUGAUCAGAGAAGGCCACCCAGCUUGUGAAUACCCACCUUUGGACUUUGCCCUGAUUUGCAGCUACACACUGGGUUUGCUCCUGAUAGCGAUGGGCCUAUCUCUGGGGGUAGUCUUGUGUGGAGGGGAGCUGGGGGCAGAUGGAGGAGGCAGUGACGAUGACAGAGAGUCUGAAAGUGAGAAGAGGAGGUGGAAGUGUAACGCCGUGUGGCUGUUUUUGUCCUGCCUCACAUCAGCUCUGCUUUGGGUGGCCUGGCUUGGCUUCUAUCUGUACGGCAGCCAGGCACUCAAGGCCAAGGCUAAAGCAGAGAGAUCUGGAAAAGGAGAGAGUAGAGACAUGAGGGUGCUGGAUGAACCUGCUCUAGCAGUGGCUCUAGUGAUCCAGGGCUGGAUUUUACUGCUGUUUCAUGCUAUCCCAGAGGUGCACCUAAGCCUCAGGACACCGCUCGAGUCAGCCACGCAGGACUACUAUGAGACCAGUAAGACCAGCGCUUCUUCCCACUUUGAAGAAACAUCGCACACUCACCGACCCUUUGCAAUGGAAGACCAGAAUGAAACUCUUCGCAGUGGGACAUACCACAGCAGCCAUGGAAGUGUACGACCUGGUGUUGCCUUUAGAGGUCAUGUCUACCAGCCCACUGAGAUGGCUCUAGUCAUGAAUGGCGGCACAAUGCCCACGGCUCCAGUUAACUACACAGGGCGAAGGUUAUGGUAAAUGAAUCAGACAGACAUUUGUGUUUGCCAAGAAUAAGAAACUCUGCACUGAGAACAUAACAACAAUGAAAGCUUUGCAAAGGAUUUGAUAUGUUUUGAGCAUUGUGCACAACUUCUGAAAAAAACAAAAUCUGAAAAUGGGUCUUUAGAGGUAAGGUGUCAAUAUCACAGUGUAAAGCUGGUCUUAAGGUUAUUCAUGCUGCUGCUGGGAAAAUAAAUAUUUGAAUGUAGUAAUAAGAAGCCAUUUUGCCUGAUAGCUCCAAGUUCAAAUGGUUGCUAUAGCUAUACACGUUUGCAUUUUAGCUCUGCCACAAGUUACAAACUUGGAUGCUAUCAUAAAUUAUUCUGCAUUUAAAGCCUAUAGCCUUUGUUUCCAGACUUUACUAUUCAGCUCUCUACCAAUGCUACUAUAGAUGUAAUAUAUUUGCUACUGAUUGAGAUUUGGGGGUGAAGCAAGAAGCCAUCUCUUAGUGCACUGCUAAUCUGACAGUGUGAUAUAGAAUGUUGCACUUUAUCUAACCUUGUGAGUGCUUUUUUUAAGAGUCACCAGAAUUUGCAUGAAAUGGGUUUUGUCGUAAAUUUGUAUUUUCAGUAUUUUAUUAUAUUUAUUUUGUUCAAUGUACAGAAAUACAUGUACUUAUUUUAAAUGUUUACAACUCGCAGUAAUUGAUCAGGCUUGUACCUACAGUUUACUAUGGAAAUUUAUACUCAACCAUUUAGAUCCAUUUAACCUAGGUUUUUACCAUUCUACCAGUUUCCCCACAUUGUUGCUAUUUGAAAAACAGUGUUUGUAACAGUGAAUUAUUGAACCAGACAAAUCAAAUAAUACAAGAUCUUGUUGUGCUUAAUAUUCCUUGCGUUUAAUCUUAGUGCUCAAUAGACUAUGUUCACAUUUGUGUGCUUUGACGACAUACUGAACGCAUUUUUGUAUGUGUUUUUUAAUCAAAGUAUAAUACAGUAUUUAAUGGUUACUGUUAUAUGGCAGCUUUACAUAAGUUGUAUGUGUUUAGCACAGCGUGAUUUAUACAUUUGUUGUUGAUGGUCCUAAACUGCCUUCUGAUCUGGUGGUACCAAUCUCACAGAAAUGUCAACUUCUUAUGUAACUUUAAAAAGUUGCAGGCAAUAUUUUAAGAGCACAAACCAGUCAAGUUUACAGCUGUAUAUGUGUUGUGCAAACUUUAGAGCUAUUAAAUAAAGGACCAAGUCAUCAAAUAAAA
Messenger RNA from Periophthalmus magnuspinnatus, 2944 nucleotides. RefSeq names its product G protein-coupled receptor, class C, group 5, member Bb (gene gprc5bb). NCBI's taxonomy places the organism in Eukaryota, Metazoa, Chordata, Actinopteri, Gobiiformes, Gobiidae. Bases 487 to 1728 code for a protein of 413 amino acids. Gene Ontology annotation, molecular function: protein kinase binding; G protein-coupled receptor activity; protein kinase activator activity. The transcript is spliced from 4 exons. The record is from RefSeq and is a predicted model, not a curated record. Gene Ontology annotation, cellular component: signaling receptor complex; intracellular membrane-bounded organelle; plasma membrane. Gene Ontology annotation, biological process: G protein-coupled receptor signaling pathway.